AUGGAAGAAAAAAAUGAAGGAGUAAUAAAAAGUGGAGCAUAUAGAAAUUUAAUAAGUGGGUCAAUUUUACAUUGCCUAGAAACAGCAAGUUUAGGUUUACCUUUAGAAGUUUGGAAAACACGUAUGUGUAUUUAUCGGAAUGAGAAUACAAUUAGUUCAUUUCAAAAUAUUUAUAAUAAAGGGAUUGGACAAUUUUAUGGAGGGUUUUAUGCUAAGUUAGUAGAAAGUAGUACUAAAGGUGCAGUAUUAUUAUUAUCAAAAGAAAGAACAAUAAAAAUUUUGAACGAUUUAAAUGUUAAUAGUACUAUUAGUGGAUUUGUAGGUGGAGCUUGUGGAGGUAUAUGUCAAUCAUUAGUUAUGACACCAUGUACAUUUUUUAUAACAGCAAGUAUUGAUAAAAAUAUUAAUUAUAAAGAAAAACUUAUAUCUAUUUUUAAGCACUCUGGUAUUUCAACAUUAUAUAAAGGAAACUCUGCUAUGUGCUUAAGACAAGGAACAAAUUGGGCUAGUAGGCAAGGAAUUACCGAAUGGGUAAGAAAUAUGUAUAUUAGUAGAAAACAAAAAAAAAUUGAAAAAGAAUAUAAUAAUGUAGAAAAUAUUAUAAAAGGGAAUGGAAAAACACCAGAAAAUCUCAAAAUAUGUGAUAUAUCUAGUCCAAAUAAUUUAAAUUCAAAUCAAAAAAAUAAUAAUGAAUUAAAUACAAGCGAAGAAAUUAUUUGUGGUAUUAUAGGUGGGUCAUUAUCAGUAUGGAAUAAUCCGUUUGAUGUCAUUCGAGUUUAUAUGCAAAGUAAUGCAAAUAAAAAUAUUAAAUUAAGUUUUACACAAUCAUUUAUAAAUUUAUAUAAAGAAGGUGGAAUAUUAUAUUUAUACAAAGGUGUCAUACCUCGUUGUUUUCUUUGUAUUUGGCAAACACUAUUUAUGGUGACUGGCAUUAAAAUAUUGAAUAAUUAUUUUUAG
Messenger RNA from Plasmodium vinckei vinckei, 957 nucleotides. Its product is annotated as mitochondrial carrier protein, putative. Gene Ontology annotation, cellular component: mitochondrion. Gene Ontology annotation, molecular function: tricarboxylate secondary active transmembrane transporter activity. The record is from RefSeq and is a predicted model, not a curated record. The transcript has a single exon. Bases 1 to 957 code for a protein of 318 amino acids. Gene Ontology annotation, biological process: alpha-ketoglutarate transport; mitochondrial citrate transmembrane transport. NCBI's taxonomy places the organism in Eukaryota, Apicomplexa, Aconoidasida, Haemosporida, Plasmodiidae.